AUGUACAGAAUAGAUGUUUCAGAUUUUUAUGACUUCCAAGCAUUCAGAAAUAUGUGUCCAUUUAGAGACUAUAACAAAGCAGUCGAGAAUUUGAAACGUUUAGUCAUUUAUGUUGACUCUGCCCCAGAAUGUUAUGUCAUGAAAGAAUGGGAUGUUGUCUUUAACAAACCAAGAGCAACAAUAGUGUCUGAACAAGAAUGUAGACAGAAACUUAAGAAAAUAAAAGUUGUACAAGUUGGAAUGAAGAUGUUAGAUGCUUGGGAUAUCUUAUUGUCAAAGUUAGAAGAUUUUUCAGUUCGAGGUAUAAAGUUCUAUACACCUUCUCCAAACUUCUAUUCUAUCUUCACUGGAUAUAAAUACGAACAAGUAGAAUGGAAACACAGUAUUAUAGAAGCUUGGUUAGACCAUGUCAAAGAAAUUAUAUGCAAUGGAAACGAAAGAGUCUAUGAGUAUAUCUUAUGUUGGUUUGCAAAUAUCUUACAACAUCCAAGUGCUAAAAAUGAAACUGCUCUCAUUAUAAUUGGAAAACAAGGAAC
Molecule: messenger RNA, 536 nt
Organism: Trichomonas vaginalis G3
Lineage: Eukaryota; Parabasalia; Trichomonadida; Trichomonadidae
Exons: 1
Source: RefSeq, a predicted model, not a curated record